Molecule: messenger RNA, 1045 nt
Organism: Grammomys surdaster
Lineage: Eukaryota; Metazoa; Chordata; Mammalia; Rodentia; Muridae
Gene: Golga7b
Product: golgin A7 family member B
Exons: 7
Coding region: 447-950 (167 amino acids)
Biological process (GO): protein targeting to membrane; peptidyl-L-cysteine S-palmitoylation
Cellular component (GO): palmitoyltransferase complex
Source: RefSeq, a predicted model, not a curated record
GAAAGCUCUGUGUGUGUAUAGGGCGGCUGAAGAGGGGCUUUGGAUUGGCAGUCUUUGCUGUAAGAAAGUCCUGCUGGGCUGGAAAGGAGUGUUACUGACAUUCAGUAGGGCAUCCACAUAAAUCUGGUCCUGUUUUCUUCUCAAAAGACUCAGUUUGGAAGUCAGGAGUCCUGGCAGCAGGCGAUCGGGCGGUGAGGAUCCUCUGGUGCGGCCUCGCCUCCUCGCCCGGCUCCCGCGUCAGCACCGUGGACAGCACAGACCCCCCUCUCAGGGACCCUCCGGCCCGCAGGAGCACUCUUCGGGUUUCGGCGAUCUCAUCAGUACCGCGGACAGCGCCCAGGCCCUCGCUGGCCUCGGCCAGCCCACCGGCUCUUCAAAUCAGCACCGCGGACAGCCCCCCUGGACCAGCCCAGCGGCAGCCAAGUACUGGUCAGAUCGCCCUGAAGAUGGCCACUGAGGUCCACAAUCUUCAGGAGCUCAGGCGAAGUGCUUCACUGGCCACCAAGGUCUUUAUUCAGAGAGACUACAGUGACGGCACCAUCUGUCAGUUCCAGACCAAAUUCCCGCCAGAGCUGGAUAGCCGGAUUGAGCGGCAACUCUUUGAGGAGACUGUGAAGACCCUCAAUGGUUUUUAUGCAGAGGCGGAGAAGAUCGGGGGCAGCUCCUACCUGGAGGGCUGCCUGGCCUGUGCCACGGCCUACUUCAUCUUCCUCUGCAUGGAGACCCACUAUGAGAAGGUUCUCAAGAAGAUUUCCCGUUACAUCCAGGAGCAGAAUGAGAAGGUCUUUGCUCCCCGAGGGCUCCUGCUCACGGAUCCCGUGGAACGUGGGAUGAGGGUUAUCGAGAUCUCCAUCUAUGAGGACCGGUGCAGCAGUGGUAGUUCCAGCAGCGGCAGCAGCAGCGGCAGCGGCAGCAGCAGCGCUGGCGGGGGAGGGGCGGGGGCCCGGUGACUGGCCGAGAGUCCCUGCAGGGAGGUGUAUGGCCGGAGCGAGGGGCUGGCAGAUCUGCGGAGGCUGCGCUACCAGAGCACUCGCUUCUGAGUUUU